AUGUCGACUUCUCUUGGAGUGCGAAAUCUCACAUCGGCACCGCUUUCCAUUAAACGGAUCGAGCAGUUCCAAGACCCCAAUACGGCACAAAGUAAACCUAGUGGGUACUUAUUCCGCUCGAGAAACAUUACAUCCGCAAUUCCAUCAGCACCCAAGCUGGGAGAACAUGCUGGGAGCUUCAAACGUCUUGAUGUGAGCAUAACGCUGGCACCUUACGAGUCACAUACUAUAGAUCAGCAAGAUUCACUUAAGAACGAUGGCGAUGAAUUGCCAGCAGCCAAAAUCACGCUGCGUCUUACCAUUGAGGAUGCUAAAGGCUCCCGACAUCGUAUUGAUACUCACCCUUCAUACACCCAAAAUAUACCAGGCACACAUAACUCGCACGCACACUACCGUGCUCUCCCCUCCGUCCGCUGUCAAGUGGCCGACAUUGAGACGCAACUCGAUCAAGGUAUCCGCUUCCUAGACAUACGCCUCCAGCCCGUCCAUGCCACAGACCCAACCAAGAAAGAUCUCUUCCUCGUACACGCGCGAGGGCGUCGGCUCCGCCACAUGACCAGCACCUCGCCCACAUCCUCGCGGAGCACUACAUCGGCCCCAACGCCUCGCAGUGGUAUACAUCACCUACUAUCCCCUACCUCGGCGCCGUCCGCAGCAAACUCGUCCUCGUCAGACGCUACGCCUCGCCCACACCCACCUACGGCCUGGACGCCACCCCCUGGCCGCACAAUUCCUCACACGCCCUUCUUCCCCAAACCCCAACCCUGUCUUCUGCCUCCAAGAUCUUCUGCGAAGUCAUGCAGCCCACCAGCAUCCCCCGAGAAAAUCCAACACGUCAACGCGCACCUUGUGCGCGCGGCGGCGUGUCAACAUCAUAUUCCGGGCGUCACGACAGAUAGGACAAAUCCUGUGCCGCCGGGCCCGCUGUAUUUGAAUUUUCUCUCCGCGAGCAAUUUUUGGAAUAGGGGGUGUUGGCCAGGGGUUAUCGCGGGGAGGGUGAAUAAGGGCAUGGAGGAGUGGUUGUGUGGGGGGCAUGCUUUGGGGGAUGAGAUGGCUGGAGUGAGGAGGAAGGGAGAUGGGGAUGCGGGGACGGGGGUUGUGGUUAUGGAUUUUGUGGGCGAGGGAGGGGAUUGGGAUAUGGUGCGGUUGGUGGUGGGCAUGAAUAUGGGGGUUUUGAUGAAAGUUGAUGGAACGAGUUGA
Molecule: messenger RNA, 1200 nt
Organism: Parastagonospora nodorum SN15
Lineage: Eukaryota; Fungi; Ascomycota; Dothideomycetes; Pleosporales; Phaeosphaeriaceae
Exons: 3
Coding region: 1-1200 (399 amino acids)
Biological process (GO): lipid metabolic process
Molecular function (GO): phosphoric diester hydrolase activity
Source: RefSeq, a predicted model, not a curated record